Molecule: messenger RNA, 1364 nt
Organism: Culicoides brevitarsis
Lineage: Eukaryota; Metazoa; Arthropoda; Insecta; Diptera; Ceratopogonidae
Gene: Rpt3
Product: 26S proteasome regulatory subunit 6B
Exons: 3
Coding region: 67-1305 (412 amino acids)
Biological process (GO): proteasome-mediated ubiquitin-dependent protein catabolic process
Cellular component (GO): proteasome regulatory particle, base subcomplex
Molecular function (GO): proteasome-activating activity; ATP binding; ATP hydrolysis activity
Source: RefSeq, a predicted model, not a curated record
CGUCAUCUUUAUUUGACAGACGAUUACUUGCAGUUUUGAUUUCCAAUUUCAAAGAGAAUUUCCACAAUGACCGACGUUUUAAUCGCAGAAAAGGACGACAUCACCGAUGUCAAUAAGCCUCUAAAAGACACCAGCAGCGUCUUGGAGGACCUCGAUACCGAAGAUUUGUACACAAAAUAUAAGAAACUGCAAAAGACACUCGAGUUCCUCGAAGUGCAAGAAGAGUACAUUAAAGAUGAGCAACGUAAUCUCAAGAAGGAAUAUUUGCAUGCGCAAGAGGAAGUAAAGCGUAUCCAGUCCGUUCCGCUGGUCAUCGGUCAAUUUUUGGAGGCGGUCGAUCAAAAUACGGGCAUCGUUGGUUCGACAACCGGCUCAAAUUACUACGUUCGAAUCCUUUCGACGAUCGACCGGGAAUUGCUCAAGCCGAGUGCGAGUGUUGCGUUGCACAAACACAGCAAUGCCCUUGUCGAUGUCUUGCCGCCCGAAGCCGACAGCUCAAUUUCGAUGUUGCAACCGGAUGAGAAGCCCGACGUGCAGUACGCCGAUAUCGGUGGCAUGGAUAUGCAAAAGCAGGAGAUCCGGGAAGCUGUCGAGCUGCCACUUACGCACUUUGAGUUGUACAAACAGAUCGGUAUUGAUCCGCCGCGUGGCGUUUUGAUGUACGGACCUCCCGGAUGCGGCAAGACAAUGUUGGCAAAAGCUGUCGCGCAUCACACAACAGCUGCCUUCAUUCGUGUCGUUGGCUCGGAAUUCGUGCAAAAGUACUUGGGCGAAGGUCCUCGCAUGGUGCGUGACGUUUUUCGACUUGCCAAGGAAAAUUCGCCGGCAAUUAUCUUCAUUGAUGAAAUUGAUGCGAUCGCGACGAAGCGUUUUGAUGCCCAAACCGGUGCCGAUCGUGAAGUUCAGCGUAUUUUGUUGGAGUUGCUGAACCAAAUGGACGGUUUUGAUCAAACGACAAACGUGAAGGUCAUCAUGGCAACGAAUCGUGCUGAUACCUUGGAUCCUGCUUUGUUGCGUCCGGGACGUUUGGAUCGUAAAAUUGAGUUCCCGUUGCCCGAUCGUCGGCAGAAACGUUUGAUUUUCUCCACAAUUACGGGAAAAAUGAACUUGUCGGAGGAUGUCGACUUGGAGGAUUACGUGGCGAGACCCGAUAAAAUUUCUGGAGCAGAUAUUAAUGCCAUUUGUCAAGAGGCGGGCAUGCAUGCCGUGCGCGAAAACAGAUAUAUCGUCUUGGCGAAGGACUUUGAGAAGGGCUAUAAGAAUAACAUCAAGAAGGAUGAACAAGAACACGAGUUCUACAAAUAAGAAGUGUUUGAGUUUUUUUUUGCUAUUUCUAAUAAAAAUUAAAAAAUAAAUCAUAAUAA